UAAUGCUCAAAGGGCACCUCUCAGCCUUACUGUUAGCUAUAUAAUGGACCUUUCCUUAUUGCAUUAGAUGGUCUGCACAUGUUUACUUCUGUGUAGCGAGGUGUCUGUUACACGAUUGAAUAUCUUAAGUGAUGUCCAUUGUGCAGUGAUGUUGCCUAAAGAAGCCACCGUGAACACACAGUGUGAACCACAACUAGAACUUCUGAACUGUGCUGAAGUUUCUAAUAUGAUGAAAAUUGAGAUUUGCUCAAACGGUGAAUCAAAUUUACUAAAUUACAACAAUCUAAAGAUGGAUGAGGCUAACAGCUGUGCCUCAUUUGUUUCGAAUGUUGAUAUUGAGAAAGGAAUGCCAGAAUCAGGGAAAUCUGUUGUGAAUUUGAAACAUGAUGAUUCUUUAGCAAGGGAAUUGCUGACUGAAUUUACCUUAUGGGUUAGAGGGAAAUUUGUGCAACCCUUGAUGAACCAUAGACCUGAGAGAGUACUUGACAAACCUACUACUAACGGAUCAAGGAAGUACAAACGUUUGGUCUCACUCAAUUCAAGAAGAGUGCUUCUCCUUUUCUCAGCCUUAUCAAGUGUGGGAACAGUGAUAUUAAUAUAUCUGACACUAAGAAUGAGGCUAACUGGUGAUGUAUCUGGGACUGGUAAGAUUUGAUAUUUCUAUUUUCCCUUCCAUCUUCUUGAGAUGUUUUGUGGAACAAUCAGAUCAAGUUGACGUCGUCUUUACAUAACUUUGAGCAGUCUAAACAGUACCACAGUAGACCAUCCUUUGAACCUCGUUACAAACAUCAGAUUAAUCUUUUUUUUGUUUUUUUUUUUUUUUCCUGCGAUGAUUCUGCGUUGUGUACGUAUGUCAUCAAUGUACAUAAACUGAAAGUUUGAAACUACAUUUUGCAGUUCCAAUUGAUGCUUCCUAGCACAAAACAUUUA
Olea europaea var. sylvestris is the source of this 930-nucleotide messenger RNA. RefSeq lists its product as uncharacterized. The transcript is spliced from 4 exons. The coding region runs from base 68 to 655 and encodes 195 amino acids. The record is from RefSeq and is a predicted model, not a curated record. Lineage: Eukaryota; Viridiplantae; Streptophyta; Magnoliopsida; Lamiales; Oleaceae.